ACGCGGAGGCGGGAUUGGGGGGAGGGCCCUGGGCUGCCCCUCCCGCACCCUGCCCGCCCACCCGGAGCUCCAGACUAGGAGGCAAGAGCGGCGGGUGCCCCCUGCUCGCUCUGCCUCCUCCGCGCACGCUCCUACCUGUAGAACCCGAGGGGCUCCCCCUCGCCGGCCACCUAUUCUUUCUCCUCCGGAAACCUCCCGCCUAGCAACCCGCGUCUCGCAUAGGCGGCGCUGGGACCCCGGGACGGGGCGCCAGGCUCGCAGCUGGUGACAUGUAGACGCGCCCUCCGCGGUCCAGCCUCGGCACCUGGGCACCCUUCUGCCCGUAAAGUUUGGGGCUGGGCGCCAUGGCCAAGAGCAGCUCCCUGAACGUCCGCGUGGUGGAGGGCCGGGCGCUGCCCGCCAAGGACGUGUCUGGGAGCAGUGACCCCUACUGCAUCGUGAAGGUGGAUGACGAGGUGGUGGCCAGGACAGCAACUGUCUGGCGGAGCCUGAGCCCCUUCUGGGGGGAGGAGUACACCAUACACCUGCCCCUGGAUUUCCACCAUCUGGCCUUCUAUGUGCUGGACGAGGAUACAGUGGGGCACGACGACAUCAUUGGCAAGAUCUCGCUGAGCAGGGAAGCAAUUGCAGCCGACCCCCGAGGAAUUGAUAGCUGGAUCAACCUGAGCCGUGUGGACCCAGAUGCAGAGGUUCAGGGUGAGAUCUGCUUGGAUGUACAGAUGCUGGAGGAUGCACGGGGCCGUUGUCUUCGUUGUCAUGUGCUCCAGGCCAGGGACCUGGCCCCCCGGGAUAUCACCGGCACAUCUGACCCAUUCGCACGAGUGUUCUGGGGCAGCCAGAGCUUGGAGACAUCAACCAUCAAGAAGACCCGCUUCCCACACUGGGAUGAGGUGCUAGAGCUGCGGGAGAUGCCGGGUGCCCCAGCCCCACUGCGAGUGGAGCUCUGGGACUGGGACAUGGUGGGCAAGAAUGACUUCUUGGGCAUGGUGGAGUUCCCCCCACAGGUCCUGCAGCAGAACGCACCCAGUGGCUGGUUCCGUCUCCUGCCCUUUCCCAGAGCCGAGGAGGAUUCUGGGGGGACCCUGGGCGCGCUGCGGCUGAAGGUGCGCCUCCUCGAGGACCGCAUCCUGCCCUCCCGGUAUUACCAGCCGCUCACGGAGCUGCUCAUGGAGUCUGUGCUGGGGCCGGCAGAGGAGGAUGCUGCUAGUCCCCUGGCUGUGCUGGAGGAGCUGACCUUGGGGGACUGCCGCCAGGACCUUGCCACCAAGUUGGUGAAGCUCUUUCUUGGCCAGGGCCAGGCUGGGCCCCUCCUGGACUAUCUCACCCGGCGUGAGGUGACCCGGACCACUGACCCCAACACCCUCUUCCGUUCUAACUCCCUGGCAUCCAAGGCAAUGGAACAGUUUAUGAAGCUCGUGGGCAUGCCUUACCUGCACGAGGUCCUGAAGCCAGUGAUUAACCGUGUCUUCGAGGAAAAGAAGUACAUGGAACUGGACCCGUGCAAGAUGGACCUGGGCCGCACCAGGAGAAUCUCCUUCAAGGGCGCACCCUCGGAGGAGCACGUGCGGGACGCCAGCCUGGGGCUGCUGACCGGCUACCUGGGGCCCAUCGUGGAGGCCAUUGUGGGCUCUGUGGGGCGCUGCCCGCUUGCCAUGCGCCUCGCCUUCAAGCAGCUGCACCAGUGCGUGGAGGAGCACUUCCCCCAGGCGGAGCACGAGGAUGUGAAGUACCUGGCCAUAAGUGGCUUUCUCUUCCUGCGAUUCUUUGCGCCUGCCAUCCUCACCCCAAAGCUGUUUGACCUCCGGGACCAGCAUGCAGAUCCCCAGACCAGCCGCUCACUGCUACUUCUUGCCAAGGCUGUGCAGAGCAUCGGAAACCUGGGCCAGCAGCUGGGCCAGGGCAAGGAGCUAUGGAUGGCCCCCCUCCACCCCUUCCUGCUGCAGAGUAUCUCACGUGUGAGACACUUCCUGGACCAGCUGGUGGAUGUGGAUGAGGAGGAGGAGGCUGGGGGCCCAGCCAGGGCCCUGGUGGCCCCCUCAGUGAUUGUUCGUGAAGGUUACCUGCUGAAGCGCAAGGAGGAGCCCGCCAGCCUGGCCACACGCUUUGCCUUCAAGAAGCGUUACUUCUGGCUCAGCGGGGAGACUCUCUCCUACUCCAAGAGUCCUGAGUGGCAGAUGCGCUCCUCCGUCCCGGUGUCGCACAUCCGCGCCGUGGAGCGCGUGGACGAGGGCGCCUUCCAGCUGCCGCACGUGAUGCAGGUGGUAACGCAGGACGCCGCCGGCGCGCUGCACACCACUUACCUCCAGUGUAAGGUGAGGCAUGGCAAGGAUGGGGCGGAGAGCAUCCCUUCGGUUCCCACCCCUGACCGUCCCCCCGCACCCCUGGGCUCCCUGCAGAAUGUGAAUGAGCUCAACCAGUGGCUGUCGGCCCUGCGCAAGGCCAGCGCCCCCAACCCAGACAAACUGGCUGCCUGCCACCCCGGUGCUUUCCGCAGUUCGCGCUGGACCUGCUGCCUCCAGGCUGAGCGCUCAGCUGCUGGUUGCAGCCGCACACACUCGGCUGUCACCCUGGGGGACUGGAGCGACCCACUGGAUCCCGACGCUGAGAUCCAGAUGGUGUAUCGGCGGCUGCUCCUGGGGCGGGACCAGCUCAGGAUGAAAUUCCAGGAGGAUCCCAACACAGAUUCAAGCCCAGAGGCAGAUGCAGAGAAGAGCUCCGGGGCCACGGAAGGGGCCUGUCCCGAUGCCCUGGCCCGGCCGAGAGAGGCAGCCGCCCGCCUGCUGGAGGUGCUCGCGGAUCUGGACAGAGCCCAUGAAGAGUUCCAGCAGCGGGAGCAGCAGAAGGCAGCCCUGGGCCCCCUUGGGCACUAAGGAGAUGCCAGAGCCAGCCUGGAAGGAGGUGGAAGGAGCCAGCAGGCCCUUCUCAGUGCACCCUGGCCCCUUGAGGCUGUCCUGUACCUCGUUGAUGCUGUAGGGUGGAGGCUUCUGGAGAUCUCCUAGUCUCUGUGCCCUAAGUCCAGAACCCCGGGCAUGGAAGCCCUCUGGCAGGGGGCUGGCCUUUGUACUGAAUGAAUCUCAGUCUCUGGGCUGAGGCAGAUGGGAGUGGACGGGAUAAGCACCCCAACUCAUUCCGCUCAGCGGAAGGUCUCUGCUAAACCAGACUGGCCUCUGCCCACACUGACCAAGCCAGCCUGGUCCCGAGCUGCUAGAUACAGCUGUACGUGAAUCCCCGAUACCCACGUGGCCUUGUUGCCCCAGACAGGCACUAAAGAGGCUCAGCCCUUCCUGUUUUCAUGUUUGCCAAUCCGUGUAACCUUACUGAUCCUCCCGAACCCUGCCUUGCCGAGAGUCCUAACCACAAGCGUCUAGAAUCAGGCUCCCUCGGGAAUAACAGAGGCUUGGACCCCAGUGUGCCAGACUUAGAUCCUUGGAUCCUGGGAGACCUUGGGCUAGGUUCUGAUCCCCUCUUCGAGCCUCAGUUCAUGCUGUAUAAAAUGAGGGAGUGUC
Zalophus californianus (California sea lion) is the source of this 3506-nucleotide messenger RNA. It is a transcript of the gene RASAL1, whose product is annotated as RAS protein activator like 1. Gene Ontology annotation, biological process: negative regulation of Ras protein signal transduction; cellular response to calcium ion; intracellular signal transduction. The transcript is spliced from 20 exons. The record is from RefSeq and is a predicted model, not a curated record. Lineage: Eukaryota; Metazoa; Chordata; Mammalia; Carnivora; Otariidae. The coding region runs from base 345 to 2870 and encodes 841 amino acids. Gene Ontology annotation, molecular function: GTPase activator activity.